Vicia villosa (hairy vetch) is the source of this 510-nucleotide messenger RNA. RefSeq lists its product as uncharacterized. The record is from RefSeq and is a predicted model, not a curated record. The transcript has a single exon. The coding region runs from base 1 to 510 and encodes 169 amino acids. NCBI's taxonomy places the organism in Eukaryota, Viridiplantae, Streptophyta, Magnoliopsida, Fabales, Fabaceae.
AUGGUGUUUGGGAGAUCAAAGAAGGAGGUCUUUAGGCUGGAUGUUGAGCGAGUAUGGAAAAAGGUGAAAGGUUGGAAAGAAAAAUUUCUCUCUAGAGCCGGCAAAGAAGUUUUAAUAAAAGUGGUAGCACAAGCGAUCCCCACUUAUAUUAUGAGCUGCUAUCGCAUUCCUGAGAAUGUUUGCAAAGAAAUUGAAUCUAUGCUGGAAAAAUUUUGGUGGGGUUCGAAGGAAGGUGAGCGGAAAAUACACUGGUUGAAAUGGGAGAGAAUGGCUAAUUCUAAAAGGGAUGGUGGCAUAGGCUUUAGAGGCAUUCAUGACUUCAAUAUUAGUCUUCUAGGCAAGCAAUUUUGGAGACUCCUUCAAGCUGAUGGCUCCCUUAUGGAAAGGUUUUUCAAAGGUCGGUAUUAUCCUCGGUGUUCCAUUGCUGAUACUGGGACUGGUUUUAAUCCCAGCUAUGCCUGGCGGAGUAUAUUGAGUUUGCGGGAGUUAGUGCUUAAUGGAGCUCGUUGA